GGCAUGUGAGCUGUUCUGAAACAGUUUUGUAGAAAAUUCUGACAACAACAUCAUAAAUGUGUGUGUUAAAACAUCGAAAAGAAACAUUUUUAAAAAACAAUGAGUGACCCAGAUGAGAAGAAGGAAACCUUCAGUGAUACUGACUCUGCUAUAUAUGCCAUUGCACCAAAAUUAUCCCAAGAAGAAGGGCAAGUAGAUGUAUCGUCAAGUCCAGCUUUUCAGUGUUUGGAUGAUCUAUUUCGUCAAGGGAAAUUGGAUGGCGAGAAAUUAGCGAGGUUGAAGUCUAUGUACACAGCCCAUCAUGACCUGCUCCAGACGACUAGAGAGUCAGAAAGUGCUUUGUUGGGCAAAGCCAAAGAUUUACAUCAGGAGGUUCAGAAACAAAGAGCUGAACUUGAGAAGGCUGACAACUUUCCUGAAGGUGAUGUAACAGAAGUCAGCAGAGUAAGGCAGGAUCUUUUGAAGCAUUCUAAUGAACUUGCACAAGCAGAUGAAAGACAAUACCAGCUCGAUUUCAUUUUGGGUGGAUUGAAAGAGGAAAAGACCAUGUUAGAGAGAGAGUAUGCUCGCAUGCCCAAGGAGGAGGAAAUUGAGAAAGAAGUGAAGGAAAUCAAAAAGUUCAAUGAAGAUAUAAAACUGGAAGUGGCGAAAAGGAAUCAGGAAGCCAAGACUUUGAAGGAGGAACUGGAAACAAGGGAUCGUGAAGUGAAACAACUUCAAAGCGAAUAUGAGAAAAGUUCUUACGAAGAACAGAAUUUUAAAUCUCAACUGUUGGAAGUUCACUCUCAACCUGCUCAUUUGAUGAAACAGGUUGACCUCAUGUCAAGACAGCUGAAAGAAUUUGACGAUAAAAGAAAAUCCUUUGAAUCAAGCAUUGCUGAUGUGAAUAAGGAGCUGCAGUUAUUGGAAAAUAGAAGACAAAAUUUGGAUGAUGAAAAAAUGGAGUUGUCUAUUUCCCUUGACAGACAACGUCAUACAAAUGAAUCAAAGGAACGAGAUGUGGACAUGUUUUUGAAAGAUCUGGAGUUUUCCAAAGAAAAACAGGCUGAACUGAUUGGUGAUCGAGCUACGGUUGAUAUCAACCUCAAACAUAUUUCGCUGGAGAGGAAGACGGAACAUGAUAUCCAUUGCAGGAAAUUAAGGGAAAAAGACAGAGAUCUCAAGAAUCUUAAGAAAGGUGAACUUCAGUUGAAAGUUGCAACCGAUGCUUUAGAACAGGUGAAACUGGUGUUUGCAAAGGUGAAAUCACAACUGGACACUGCUCCAAAAGACGAUGGAACGUUGUUUCAAAAGCGAAAAGAGUUACAGAAAGAAGUGGAUCUAGCCAAGAAAACGUUGGCACAGCAGAACGGGUAUACGUCACAUGAACGAGCCAGGGUUGAACAAAUGAUUUUGGAACAGGAAAAUCUUCUUCGCGAUCAGUCCAAUCUACGUCUGGACGUUGUAGAUCUCAAAAGACUCGCAGCGAUAAAGGCUGACGAGAGGGAAAGCAAAGCACGAGAUUUUGUAAGAGCUGAGUUGAGGUACCAAAGAGCCCAAGAAGAUGUUAAGACUAAAAAUCUCCACAUUCAGGACAGCGCCAAGAAGUAUUCUGAAAUGCAACACAAACUUUCAGAUUUUGCUAAACUCUACGAUGUAAUAAAAAAUGAAAGAAACAAGUGCGUUAACCUUAUCCAGACUAGCACGCAGAGGGCGUCUGAAAUGCGUGAGAAAAUUAAGAUAUUGCAAAAUGAAAUUGAAAUAUUAAGAUCAAAAGUUAAUUCUAAAGAUAGGUCAUUGCAAAAGUCUCACUUGAAAAAGAACAACGCAAUAGCAAUCAGAGAUAGUUUAAGAAAUGAAGUCAGCAAACAGGCUCGAAUUGGGGAGGAAAACAGGGAGAAACGUGAUCAAAAGCGAAUGGACAUUGCAAAAUUAAACGAUUUAAUCAAUAAAGCCGAAGAAAACAUGGUCCAGCUACGAAAACGCUACGAACAUUCUAUUCAACAGAGAAACGAUAGGGGAAUUAAGCUCAUUGAACGAAAUGAGGAAGUUUGUGUUUUCUACGAAAAGCUCAACGUACAAGAAACCUUGCUGCGGAAUGGUGACAUGGAACUUCGAACAAGACAGGAAGAGAUUAGGAUUCUUGAAUUGGAGGUGGCGGAACUGAAACGUUUAAUUGCUGUGGCAAAAAAGACGCUGCCGAAAAAGAGAUUCUUAGACGACGAGCUGGUUACAGCUCAAAUUCAGCUGCUUCUUUGUCGAGAUCAUUUGCUGGAUUUAGAAAAACAACUUGAGACUCCAUCAGAAGAUGGUAGAAUAAGAGUGCUGAAGGGUGAUGAUCCCAAACCAGAUGAACUGACUGCAAAAGUUGAAGAGUUGGAAUUGCGGCUUGCUGAAAAAGAAGAGAAACUGCUGGAGAAAGAUUUGAUAUUUGAGGAAGUAAAUAGAUUAUCAGAAAGGACUAAGAAGAGGGCAGAGACGGGGAAAGAAGAUACAUUAAGUCUCGCUAAAAAGGUGAACGAGUUUCAAGCGAAGAUUAAAGCUACAACAAGAAAAAUGAUGGCGUUGGUCUCUGAACUGUCUAUGAAUCAGGCAAAUGCGUUGAAAUUGCAACAAGAGGUAAAAGAAAAAGAAGCAUUGCUUGAACAAUGCUACAUAAGAAUGGAGGCAGGAGAAGCGCCGGACGAGGACGCGGAAAAAACAUGGAUGAAAAUGUUGCGGGAUGAACAGAGGAAGAAACAGGAAAAGAUUCAACGCGCUGAGGUUGAAGCACUCCAGGAACAGUACAAGAUCGCGGGUGACGUGUACACAACAGCAGAGCCUCGUCCUAAUGCGUAUAUUCCCGACGAUGACGUGGAACUGCCAAUUCCUCGGCCUUAUGGCGCUCUCGCGCCGUUCAAACCCACAGAACCAGGCUCGUCUAUGAGACAUGUUAGAAAACCAGUUAUAAAACCUAUCGAAAUUUAAUCUUUGUUAUUCGAUAAAUAUUUAAAGCUGUAUGUAAAUGUAAAUUGUGUACAAUAUUAUAUAAUAUACCUAAUAGACAAAGCAUAGCAUAUUCCUCGCAGAGUGGGCCGUCGGGCGAGGUUUAAAGCCGCGUUUACACUAGAGGCCUAGAUCUGGCCUGGAUCAGGUCUUGGACAAGUCUUGGUAAUAUGUGCCAGGUCCACACUGUCUUUCUUGCUGAUGGUAUCCGAUAGCCAAUAUAAUUGACAAAAUACUUGUAUGGAUUCUGUACAGCUUAUACUUUUAAGUUGAAAAUUGGUGAUAGGACUAGUUCGGCGUUCACAUGCAUGCAUUACAAAAAUCAUGUUCCAGGUCAGGUCCAGGCCACCUUUUCUGUUGGCCUGGAUUUCGUGGCGUAUAGACCAGAUCUAAGCCUGGUUUAGGCCGGAUAAACACACCUAGGCCUAGAACUGGUCCAGACCAGGUCGAAGCAUGUAGCUACUACACGGCUUAUAAGACCCUAACCCAACAAGGUUGCAGUCCCGUUGCACACAUUCUAGUCUAGCCA
This is a messenger RNA of Dendronephthya gigantea, 3493 nucleotides long. RefSeq names its product coiled-coil domain-containing protein 146-like. The record is from RefSeq and is a predicted model, not a curated record. Gene Ontology annotation, cellular component: cytoskeleton. The transcript is spliced from 23 exons. The coding region runs from base 100 to 2946 and encodes 948 amino acids. Lineage: Eukaryota; Metazoa; Cnidaria; Anthozoa; Malacalcyonacea; Nephtheidae.